Molecule: messenger RNA, 288 nt
Organism: Trichosporon asahii var. asahii CBS 2479
Lineage: Eukaryota; Fungi; Basidiomycota; Tremellomycetes; Trichosporonales; Trichosporonaceae
Exons: 1
Coding region: 1-288 (95 amino acids)
Biological process (GO): transmembrane transport; carbohydrate transport
Cellular component (GO): membrane
Molecular function (GO): carbohydrate:proton symporter activity
Source: RefSeq, a predicted model, not a curated record
AUGUCGACCUACGCCUCGCUCUGCAUCAACACCUGGGUCAACCCGAUUGCCAUGGCCGCCAUUUCCUGGAAGUACUACUUUGUCUACAUUGGCAUCCUCAUCUACCUCUUCUGCGUCGCCUUCUUCUUCUUCCCCGAGACCAAGGGCCGCACGCUCGAGGAGGUCGCGUACGUCUUCGGCGACAUCCCCGAGGAUUCGCUUACCCGCGACGUCCAUGUGUCGGAGAAGAUUGACGGCGACUCGGAGUCCAUCAAGCAGGUCAACGCUCUCCCUGACGGCCGUGUCUAA